ACUCCAACCCAAUGCCCUAGGAGCCCAUGUAAUCAGAUCGCAACUGCAACCAACACAGAUGUGCCCAUCUCCGUACCUUCUACUGAGGAACUUGUGCCUACCCCUUUCCUCCUGGGCCCCAUGCUGUUGAAGGUGGCUGUGCUGCUCUUGGCUCUGUUCAUGGGGAAGUCUGAUGUCAUCACAAGGCCCAUCUUGUCUCUUCAACCUCCAUGGACCACUGUCUUCAUUUAUGAGAAAGUAUAUUUGACAUGUGGGCAUCUGGAUCUCAUGGGAUUAGGAGACAUCUUAUGGUACAAGGAGGGGAAGAAGUUCCACCAAACCUCUAGAAACACCACUGUGAUCUGGAAAAGUGGACAGUACAGCUGUGGGGGCCAAGAUUCUGCCCUCAGUGACCCUGUGAACAUCACCUUCUGUAAUGACUGGCUGAUCCUCCAGGCUCCUUACUCUGUGUUUGAAGGAGAUGCUGUGAUUUUGCAAUGCAAAGGAUGGAGGAAAGCUGAACUAUCCAAGGUUACAUUUCACAAAUGGAGGAAACCCAUUUACUUCACUAAGGAAAACAAACCGUUGUCCAUCAAAGCAGCAAAUAUAGAGGAUAGAGGCCAGUACAGUUGUAGUGGGUAUAUGAGGAAUGGAAAUAUACAUGAAAACUCUGAACCUGUCAUCCUUCAAGUCCAAGAGCUGUUCCCUCGGCCUGAGCUGAGAAUCAAAAAUUCCACUGAAGCCGUGUCGGGGAGCCUGACGACUUUGAGCUGUGAGACACAACUAACCCCGCAGAGGUCAGCCUCCCGCCUCUAUUUCUCCUUCUAUAAGGAUAAUAGCACCAUAAGAAGCAGAGACCAGUCGCCAGAAUACUGCAUCCCAGCAACCAUAAUGGCAGGUGCUGGCUUUUACUGGUGUGUGGCAGCCACCGAGGAUGGCCAAGUUCAGAAACAGAGCCUCGGGCUGGAAAUUCAAGGCUCCACAACUCUCCCCUCGGUCCCCGUGGGGCACAGGAGGAGCCAGCUGGUUCUGGGGAUAACUCUGGCUCUGUUUGGCAUGAUUGGAAUCACUGCAGUCUUUCUGCAUUAUUUCAGGCUCUUGAAGAAAGCAGAAGGAACUGCUGCCCCAGAUCCUGCCAGGGGUCCUUUCUUCCCAGGAACUCCAGAAGCUGUUAAGGCUUCCUCAUCACAAGACCUGGAGUCUUGUCCAGUGUAUGCCAAUGUGAAUCCUCAAGAUACAGAGAGUGGAGAUGUGCUCUAUUCUGUGGUAUUUUCCAGGAAACAGAGAAAGAAAACCCUCUCCAAAGACCCAUCCCUGAGUGAAGAGGACUCCUCUGUCAUCUAUUCUAGCUUGGUAUUGCCACAGAACCAGAAACUCUCACCUGGGAAAGGCUAUAAAUACAGGAGAUCUCAGGCCCCCAGGCAGAUAAGGCCCAGGCACAUACAAGAAAGGAUGACAAUUCUACCCUGGUGCUCCCUGAUUCUUCCCCACCACCCAUCUUCCAGCUUGGGAUGCCCCUCAGAGAGACUAGAAAAAGACCACCUCCAACAAGGGAGCCCCUCUCCUUCAACCCAGAAGAUGAAACUGAACCUUUCUUCCCUCUGUAAAGAGUGAAGGAGCCCCUGGGUACUCACCCAGGUCAGCACCAAAGACUGAACAUAGUAGACUUCCCAAAACGUAAUCAAGCAACAAGAGCUGAGAAUGGCGCAUGGCAAUUUUAUUGAACAACGUGGAAGUAAUGUAUCUUCUUCCACUCUAGUUAGGAGCCUGUCUUAUGUGCUUCUCUCUCUCUGUAUCUGUAUUGGGUGCCGGUAUUUGGCCCUGGGUGUUAUUACCCCACCCUGAAGUUUAGCCAGACAAGAUUAGAUGAUGUUCUAAUUUGCAAGAUGGAAAGUUGCUCAGAUCAGUACUCAUUGGAGAAGAGUUCUAGAGGUGAUUCUGGUACCUAGAAAAGCAACAUGGUAUUGUGGGAAAAGCGCUUCAAGUCAGAAGACCUGGGUUGGAUUCCUAGGUCUGCCGUUAGCUAUGUGACCAUAGGCAAUAAUAGUAACUCAUAGAGAGGGUGUCUGUCUUCUCCCAAGUCCAUACCCCCAUGAUGAGAGAAGAGUACGUAGUCCUUCAUCCAUAGUUCCUGAAGAGUCUCUGAGUUUUGACCGGAUGACUGAUCCUGCAGAAUGUGAGUCAGACAUUGAGUUUUAACUGUGUUCUGCCGGGUACAUUCUUUUGUCCACCCAAAUUGCAUUUCCCAGGAUUCUUGGGUUCAAAGUAAUUUGUGUACUGUUUGACAAUUUCCAGAGUCCAGGAGAGCAACAUGUUCCCAGUCACUUUGUAAUUAUUUUAUUAUCCAUUGUUUUGUCAUUAUUAUGUACUGUUUAAUUUGCUUUUUGAUUCUGUGCCAAGAAUAAAAGCAGUAUAUGUCCCAAACAAAAAAAAUAAUAAUAAAAACAUUUACAUAGUUA
This is a messenger RNA of Phascolarctos cinereus (koala), 2438 nucleotides long. RefSeq names its product Fc receptor like 6 (gene FCRL6). Gene Ontology annotation, biological process: cell surface receptor signaling pathway; immune response. Gene Ontology annotation, cellular component: external side of plasma membrane. Gene Ontology annotation, molecular function: transmembrane signaling receptor activity. Lineage: Eukaryota; Metazoa; Chordata; Mammalia; Diprotodontia; Phascolarctidae. The record is from RefSeq and is a predicted model, not a curated record.